Messenger RNA from Aphis gossypii (cotton aphid), 6042 nucleotides. It is a transcript of the gene Cont, whose product is annotated as contactin. Gene Ontology annotation, molecular function: protein binding. NCBI's taxonomy places the organism in Eukaryota, Metazoa, Arthropoda, Insecta, Hemiptera, Aphididae. Bases 247 to 3927 code for a protein of 1226 amino acids. The transcript has 21 exons. The record is from RefSeq and is a predicted model, not a curated record. Gene Ontology annotation, biological process: cell-cell adhesion.
GUGAUAACACUACUGUUAACAUUUUCUCGUCGUGUUUACUGUUUUGUCAUUGGUAGGUAUAAGCAAUUUAACGCUUACACUGCUUAUUAUUAUUUUUUUUGUUUUGUCUUGCAAUAAACCGUCGCUCGGUUUUUUUAAUUUACGCCGUUCACGUUCUUGGUCAAUCGCGAUGAACGGAAAUCGGCCAUCACAGUAAACGAGCAGUAGUGACACCGUGCGCGCGAUUGAUUUAUUUCGCUUUUCAAAAUGAUCAAGUCCAGCUAUCUGUGCGUUUUGGCCGUCCUGUGGUGCUCGACACCGUCCACUCGGUCGCAAAUCAAUAACUUGGACACCGAAUGGCAUUGUCCGCAGCACUGGAUCCAGUACAGCACCUCCUGUUAUAAGUUUGUAAAGUCGCCGUACCGACCGAGAAGUGAAGCCCACAGAAACUGUUUGGCUUCUGGAGGUGAUUUAGUUAGUGUUACUGACAUAAAUGAGCAUGGUUUUCUCGUAAAUCAACUCUUGAAACAGGACCCUCAACAUAGACAGUGGUAUGUGGGUGGUAAGCAAACAAGCCCUGGAGUAUGGGUAAAUGAUGUAGACAACAAUACUCCACUUAUGAAUAUCGAAGGAGCAUUAUUACCUGAACAACACACUACAUUAAACAGAGAUUAUCUUGCAUAUACAUAUUCAGUUCAAUUACAAAAAUGGGGAUUUGAAAAAGUUCCAGGAGAUCGACAUUUGCUUUAUAUAUGUGAAAUGCCACUAAAUAAACAACAUUUAAUAGUUGAAGAACGUUCUUAUAAGUAUGGCUAUAACAUUGAUGAUCAGCAAAAAGUGCCCCGAGGUCCUUAUUUUAUUAAAGAACCUACAGAUGUAGUAUUUGAUAGUUCUAGAAUAUCAAUUACCAAUGAUGUAGCUUUGAGUUGUGUUGCUGGAGGUUAUCCAACACCAACAUAUGAGUGGUUUAAAGAAGAAUAUGAUAACCAGGAUCAAUUGUUAGCUACAAAAAUUGAUCCACUAAGUAAUAAGAGAUUCACAUUAAGUGGCGGAACUCUUAUUAUUUAUGCUCCUAAAAGGGAUGAAGAUAGAGGUCGAUAUCAUUGUAAAGCAUCAAAUAUGUUUGGUUCUGUAGUUUCUGAAAGCAUACAACUUUCAUUUGGAUUUAUUGGUGAAUUUAAUUUACAACGUCCUCUUGAACGUGGUAAUAAGAAUUGGGGAAAAACAAUAUUUUGUGAUCCUCCUCAAUAUUUCCCUGAGGUGAGAUAUUAUUGGGUCAGAGAAUCAUUUCCUAACUUGGUUCAAGAAGAUCGUAGAGUGUUCGUCUCAUACGAUGGAUACUUAUAUUUUUCCGCUUUGGAAGAAAGUGAUGCUGGUAACUAUAGUUGCAAUGUGCAAAGUGAAGUUUCAAAUACCGGCAAGAAUGGGCCCUUGUUCCAGUUACAUGUAGUGACACAUUCUGACUAUCAACAACUUAUACUACCCAACAACUUCCCAAAAGCUUUUCCAGAAGCACCUAUUGCUGGCCAAGAAGUUAGACUUGAAUGUGUUGCAUUCGCAUAUCCUGUACCUUCAUAUAAUUGGACAAGAAAAGGUUCUCCGUUACCUAAAGGCUCUUAUUUGACAAGCUACAAUCGUGUAUUGAUAAUUCCUGAAGUUAAAGUGGAAGAUCAAGGAGAAUAUAAUUGCCAUGUUUUUAAUGACCGGGAUAGUAAAGAGAAAAGUGUUACUCUAACAAUACAAGCUGAACCUAACUUCACAAUCCCACUGGAAGAUAAACACAUGGAUCACCAGUCAGAUUUGACAUGGACAUGUGAAGCUUUUGGCGUUCCAGAUGUAACAUAUAAGUGGUUUAAAAAUGGUGAACCACUAGAAAUUGAUAAACUAUUACCUGAUGAUCAAAAACGGUAUGUGAUACAAGACAAUGUAUUGAGCAUAAAAUAUUUAGAACAUGAAAAAGAUUCAGGAAUGUAUCAAUGUCAAGCUCGCAAUACUUUAAAAACCCGUUACUCAUCUGCACAGUUAAGAGUGCUAUCUUUACGGCCAUCAUUUAAGAAAAAACCUUUGGAGCCUGAAAUAUAUGGCGCUGAAGGCAAAAAUGUUACAAUUAAAUGUAAUCCUGAAGCUGCACCUAGACCUAAAUUUACAUGGAAAAAAGAUGGAUACACAAUAGGGGCUGGGGGUAGGCGUCGCAUAUUAGAAAAUGGAAAUUUAAUUAUAGAUCCAAUUGGUAGAGAUGAUGAAGGCAUGUAUGUAUGUAUUGCUGAAAAUUUGUAUGGAAUUGCAGAAAGUCAUGGAAGACUUAUUGUUAUGCGUGGCCCUGUGUUCAUUGAACAACUAAAUCCCCAAAUCAGAUCAAUUGUUAAACAUGACUUACUAUUACGUUGCCAAGCUGUUUCUGAUGAACUCUUAGAUAUUGCAUAUGUUUGGACCCACAACAAUAUGCCAUUGGUUAAUUCUAAUUCUGAACUUACGGGACAUGUUAGCAUAAAUAGUGGAGAGCUUUACAUUCGUAACAUGACAUUGGAAGAUUCUGGUGAAUACAAAUGUUUUGUACACAGUGUAGUUGGGGAAAUAUCAUCAACAACUACUUUAUUUGUUGAUGGACCUCCUGGACCUCCAGGUGGACUACAAGUUGAAGUCAUAAAGACAUCUGCCAAACUUCAAUGGUCUGAUGGUGCAUCAAACGGUCGUCAAAUUACACAUUAUAUAGUAAGCGCCCGCUCACAAUGGAACAGUACUUGGUAUACAGUUGCCACAGAUUUUAUAGUCAAGGAAGUUGAUAGGUAUAAUGGACGUAAAGAAGCAUUUUUAGAAAAUGUUUUGCAACCUUGGUCCAAGUAUGAAUUUAGAAUGAUAGCAGGAAAUGAGCUUGGCUUUGGUGAAAUAUCUCUUCCUUCACCUCAAGUUAACACACCAGCUGAUCGUCCGUAUAAAGCACCUACAAAUAUCACUGGAGGUGAUGGCAAAAUUGGAGAUUUAACAAUUGUGUGGAAACCACUACUUCCUCAAGAUCAAAAUGGACCAGGUAUCUAUUAUAAAAUAUAUUGGAGACGUUUGGAUCAUGAUACAGAUUUUCAGUAUGAGACAUUGCAAGAUAGUGGUAAUAUUGGAAUGGCAGUGGUGCACAUAAAGCCAGAAUUUUAUUAUACUAAAUAUGAAGUCAAAGUUCAACCUUUUAAUUCAUUCGGUGCUGGUCCUAUAUCAGAUCCUAAAGUGAUAUACAGUGCAGAAGAUAUGCCACAAGUAUCUCCACAGCAAGUGUUUGCUAUUUCUUACAACUCAACUGCCAUUAAUGUAAGUUGGGUACCAAUUGAUCAAUCACGGGAAAUGCUGCGCGGUAAAUUAAUUGGUCAUAGAUUAAAGUAUUGGAAAAAAGAUAAGAAUGAGAAAGAAGAAGAUGCUGUAUAUUAUUUAAGUAGAUUUGUUAGGCCUUGGGCACUUAUUGUUGGAUUGCAACCAGAUACAGAAUAUUACGUAAAAGUUAUGGCUUUCAAUUCAGCUGGAGAAGGUCCAGAGAGUGAGCGAUAUAUUGAACGAACAUAUAGAAAAGCUCCACAAAAACCACCAUCAUCUGUUAUAAUAGAUGGCAUAAAUCCAGGUACCAUACAUGUGACUUGGCGAUAUGUACAACCAACACUAGAAGAAGAACCAAUCAAAGGCUAUAAGGUGCGGGUUUGGGAAAACGAUCAAGACAUGAGUACUGCAAAUGAUACGAUUAUUGAAAUCGAAAGCAAAUUAGAAGCAUACAUUACUAACCUGACACCUGGAAAAGUGUACAAACUUCGAGUAUUGGCAUAUUCUAAUGGCGGAGAUGGGCGGAUGUCAUCACCCAUUAACACUUUCCAAAUGGGUAAUCCCGAUCUGUACUUGACCAACAAUGCGAGCAGAAACUCGGCAGUCUGUCUGUCGAUCGUGUUACUAUUGAGGUUGUACAGCAUCAUUUAAAAAGUAAUAGAUCUAAAACGUAAUGCGCACGCGCACAUAUAAUAAUCUCAAUUAUUAUAUUUUUAUAACACUUUUUUUUUACUAUUUUAAACGUAUAGUUUUAAGUUUAAGACAAUAAUUCGUUUUGAGUAUGGUCAACUUUUGUGAUUAUGGUCAAAAUAUAUCAUAAUAGAUUAUAUAUAUUUAUAAGAAUAUAAACCUGCAACGGUAAACUCAGUAUAAUAUUGUUCAUACAAGUAAUUAUAUAUAUAUAUAUGAUUUUGGUGUACGUAAUGUGCCGCAUUAUAUACCAAUUAAUGUAUAUUAUGCAGAAACAGUGCCUUGAAAUAUUAUUAAUAAUAUUAUUAUACGCAUGAAUCAAAAACUCUCGCCUGUGUUCAAAAUAUAUGAUUGACAGCCAUUAUUUAAUAUACUAAAAUUGUGAUUUAAUACUAUUCUGUAGAAAUAAGUGUGAUUUUUAAUUUAAAUACUGCAAAAUUUACUUAUAAGUAUAAUUUCAACGUUGUAAAAAUACUUGUUUAAAACGUUUCAAGCAUAAGCCAUUUAAACGCAUGCGCCGAUGUUAGAUAAUACAGCUGUGGUUCUUAACCUUUUUUUUGUUCGUAGCAUGGGUGUUUUAUAAAAAUCCCAGAGCACCCUACACACUUUAACGUGUAUGAAUUAUUUAUAUUUUCAAUAAUUUUUCGGUACAUCUAAUGUAAAUUCAUGGAACAUUAGUGUUUCGCGGCACACCAGUUGAGAAUCACUGUAAUAAUAUAGUAUAAAAUAAUUAGUUUAUAGUGAUUAUAAUGUUCAUACCUACAAGUUGUUUUAAAAUAAUGAAUUUCGAGCGAAAAAUUCCUAGUAUAAAAAUGAAUCCAUUCUAAUAUUAUGUACAUAUAACUUAUAAAUUAUAAUAUACUAGUCUAUAAUAAUUUUAAUAUAAUUAAAUAUCAAUACAAACAAAUAAUUAAAUAUUAAUUUACUUUUUUUAUCAUUAUAGGUAAAAUUUAAGAGAGUUUUUUUAAAACAGAUCAUUAAUAAAAUAUUUUAUACUAUGCUAUUAACAAACAUUUUUUUAAUCUAUAAUUAGUUAAAAAAUGAUAAUAAUACGUUAAGAAAAAUGGUAAAAUAAUAUUAAACGCUAUCUAAUAUUAUAUGACACAAAUUUAAUUUUGAACAUAAAAAACAAACUAUUAUUAUAGUUGUAUCUGUUUUUAAAGAUUCACUAAUAAGUAAAUCACAAAAAAACUAUUUAAUUUAAAAAAUAUAAAGGUAAUAAAAUAUUGCAUUAAAUUAUGUUUGAAUAAAAUCGGAAUAAGUUUAUUACAUCUAAUAUUUAGUUAAUGGAUCAUACUUACCCAUGAAUAACAUUCAAAAUUCCCAUAUAUAUAUAACUUAUAGUACAACAAUAGUACAUACUGAGUAUACUGGGUAUUAUAUUUCCAUAUUUUGAUUUAUAAUUAGGUAAUUAUCAUUUAGGAAGUACAUAUAAAAAUGGAUUGAUUUUUAUAAUGGGAAUAUUUUCCAAAUAUCUCUGACAACACGUAGAACUGCCAAAAAAAAAAAAACAUUUAAACAUAAAAUCACUAUUUACAAUAUACAUAUACAUUACAUACAUAUAUUGUAUACAUUAUGUAUAAAUAAUCAUAAUAAUAUAAUCCGUCCACUUAAACAUUUUACAACAUUGACUUAUUUUCAUAAUGUAUAUUAUUUUAUUUUUGUACUUGCGUUUAUGAAUAAAAGUUAGUUAUCGCGAUUUCAUUCUUAUAGGUAUAUAUUUUUAUAUUAAUUGCUUUUUAUAUUUUUUAUUCAUUAUUUUUAUGUAUACAUUUUUAUUUUAUUUUAUACUGUGUAAUAUGCGUUUUUUUUAGUUUAAGUGAAUCUUAUCCGUCCAUAUAUACUAUCUAGUGAUAUUUUUUAGUGCACAAUAAUGACGUACCUAUUAAAGUAGUCGUUUAUAUUUUAUUUAUGACAAAUAUUAACAAACAUAUAGUUAUGUAGUGCUUAGAACAACAAUAAUGUUUAUUAAAUACCAUUUUAUAUACUUAUGAAACUUUGUGACUUUAUUGGCAAUGUGUAACGUCCACUUAUUUUUUGUUUAAAUAUUAUAUUAUUAAAGGUAAUCACAAUAUA